UUUAGUGACAAUAGCAAAAUGUUAUAAAUUAUCUAGUUACUUUGAGAUAAGCUCAUUUAGAAUAUAACCGUAAUAAUUAACUUCCGUAAGAAUGAAUCUUUUGCUACUGUGUUUAUCUGCCGUUACGGUAGCGGUUACGGCGCAAGGGGGUUACAAACCUGAAGAACAACAACAACAGCAACAAAUAAUAAUACGCGGUGCUCGAUAUACAGUCCAAGCAGGAUCUCAAAAUCAAUUACAAACCAAUAAUCAGUACCAUCGCGUUACACAAUCUGAAGAUGAUGUAAAUGAAGACACAGCACCCCAAGCGUCUUUAUCAUACAGAAGGCCUUACGAGCAAGAUCCGCCCAGGAAAUUCCAAUCAAAAAAUCAAUAUGAAACAAAGGAUAGUAAAAAAGUGCUUUUAGAAGAAGAGGAGGAAAUAGAAGAACCAGAUCGCCUAUCAUUACUAUUACCUGAUUCUACCUUCACUUGCCAAGGAAGAGCGACCGGAUACUACGCAGAUGAAGGGCUUGCCUGUGAAGUUUUUCAUUAUUGCCAAGAAGGCGCAAAACAUUCUUGGAUUUGUCCAGAAGGAUUUUCGUUUCACCAGGUUCAUCUAAUUUGUAUGCCACCUUCUUCAGAAAACAUUUGUGAACAAUCUUCACAAUAUCACUUUGUAAAUGAUUUCCUGUAUAAACCUCUAAAUGAAGAUGAAGCUAACUCCAGGCCAAACACCAGUUUGAAAUAUGCAGACAGAUAUUAUCCUGAAACUGUACAUCAGUCUCCAGAUAGAGCAUCAGACAGAACGCACCAGAGACAACCGCUACAAGUAGGUUUGCCGUCAAGAAAACAUCAACCCCAACAACAACAAUUACAACAAAGUACUGCAACAUCAGCAUCUUACAGACAAGCUCCUUCACAAGUAUUUCGCUCACCAGAAGAAGUGAACAUUCCUUUACAACAACGUAGGCCAGUUCAACAUACAUAUGAUGUACAAGACUUCAGUUAUGAUGACUAA
Messenger RNA from Ctenocephalides felis (cat flea), 1000 nucleotides. RefSeq lists its product as uncharacterized. The record is from RefSeq and is a predicted model, not a curated record. Bases 92 to 1000 code for a protein of 302 amino acids. Gene Ontology annotation, cellular component: extracellular region. The transcript is spliced from 6 exons. NCBI's taxonomy places the organism in Eukaryota, Metazoa, Arthropoda, Insecta, Siphonaptera, Pulicidae. Gene Ontology annotation, molecular function: chitin binding.